This is a messenger RNA of Manihot esculenta (cassava), 841 nucleotides long. RefSeq names its product protein yippee-like At4g27745. The transcript is spliced from 3 exons. Lineage: Eukaryota; Viridiplantae; Streptophyta; Magnoliopsida; Malpighiales; Euphorbiaceae. Bases 326 to 646 code for a protein of 106 amino acids. The record is from RefSeq and is a predicted model, not a curated record.
GUUCAUUGUUCUUGUAGUUUACUCUUUCAAUACAAUCCUGUCUCUAUCAAACCCACUUUUUUUUUUGUUGAAUUAUUUCUUUAUUAUCUAAUUCUAACCUUUCAUGGAUUCUUCACUUAACCUUGGUCUAUUCUUUCACGCUAACGCUCCUUUCACUUUUCUUGGCAGACUUUUGGGUAAUUAUUGUAGGUAGAGAAACUUGAGGUAUCUUGCCCACUAUUCGUCAUGUUUUGAUCUUGUACAGUAAGAGAACUGCAACUUUACUUUCCUUUUUCCAACGCUUGGGAACUUUUCUGCUCUACUUGAAACCUGAAAUUGUUGAUUAAUGGCGGAAUUGGUGGGUCCUCGGUUGUACAGCUGUUAUAAUUGUCGAAACCAUGUUUCUCUUCAUGAUGAUAUAAUUUCUAAGGCUUUUCAGGGAAGAAAUGGCCGAGCAUUUCUGUUCUCCCACGCAAUGAAUAUUAUUGUAGGUGCUAAAGAAGAUAGGCAUCUGAUAACUGGUCUCCAUACUGUUGCUGAUAUCUAUUGUGCUGAUUGCCGUGAGGUGUUGGGUUGGAAGUACGAGCGAGCUUAUGAAGCAUCUCAGAAGUACAAGGAAGGGAAAUUCAUACUUGAGAAGUCGAAAAUUGUUAAGGAAAACUGGUAACAACCUGCUAGGAUCCUCCUUCGGUUUGUUCCAGCAUUGAUUGUUAAGCAUAUAGUUCUUGGUAAUGUUCAUGUUGUAAAGAAACUGAUCAGAAUUGAAAUUGUCAUUGUUUGUCACUGUCAUUCUUGCCAUGUUCCACAUCUGAAAGAUAUUUGAAGUCUUGAUUUAUCUGUUAAUAAAAUUAUUUUCACAAAA